Vollenhovia emeryi is the source of this 589-nucleotide messenger RNA. RefSeq names its product kunitz-type serine protease inhibitor-like. Gene Ontology annotation, molecular function: serine-type endopeptidase inhibitor activity. The transcript has 4 exons. The coding region runs from base 312 to 578 and encodes 88 amino acids. Lineage: Eukaryota; Metazoa; Arthropoda; Insecta; Hymenoptera; Formicidae. The record is from RefSeq and is a predicted model, not a curated record.
GAAGAGGCGAAGUUACAUAAAGUACAUUUCCGAAAUCGUGUCCGAAGGUUACGGCCAUUGUGCACAGCCGGAUAUUUUCUCGGUGUUAACCGCAAGCCAAUCCGCAAUUAAUAUCCACCUCGAACGACGUCCAUUGUUUAGACAAGAGUAAUGCUCGUCGCAAUGGCCAGGUAAGGAAGUCCAGUUUCACCGAUCCGGACAAUGGCGCAGCGUGGGACCGGGACGCGGCUGAUUGCAAAAGAGGAAGGGUGCCCUCGCGCAGGAAAAAGGCGAAAGAUAGAGACGGGAGCUCUCCGUAUGUAGGCGGAAAAAUGGCGCGGCUUGUUACUCGAGGAAGAUCGGGGAUAGUAUCGCUCAUGUGUGCGCCGAUGGCUCGAGGCUCGUAUUCCGCUAUAUAUUUCAUAUACGUAGGACUUUUAUCAACCGUUAGAAACUGGCGUUUCCGGCGAUAUCGGCGCAAUAUCUCAGGGACCGGCCUGCCGCUCGAUAAAUUCCAACCGGCACGCGAGGUUAGUGCGCGCCGAUUGUCAGCCACGAGUUUUCCGCUCGAGAAGUCAAAAUACACGAUACGCACGUGAAGAUGGAUCUU